CCUUCAAUCUCACAUAACUUUCAUUUUCCUCUUUCCCCUCUCUCAUACAUAUUAAACUCCUUCCAUUUUUUCAUUAUCUCUAUAGUUGCUUUUGUUUCAACAAAAAUGGGAAAUUGUCUUGCUCUUUCCAAACCCAUUUCACAAUCAUAUUGUACAUCAUCAACCAUGGAAAAACUCGUUAAAGUAGCCAAAGAAGAUGGUAAAAUACUAGAAUUUAGUUCUCCAGUUUACGUCAAAGACAUCUUGACAAAUUUUCCUGGUAAUUAUGGUAUCGGUGUUUCAAAGAUCGCAACAGAAACUCUAUCACAAGAUCAUGAAUUGAAGGGUGGAAAAUUAUACUACUUGCAUCCUCAUAACAAAGAGGAAGAACCAGAAGCUGGCAUGAAGAGGGUCAAAGUUUUAAUAACGAAGCAACAGCUUCAACAGUUAGUGACCAAACAAAUAUCGUUACAAGAUUUAUUAUCAGUCGUUAAAGAAGAUGGUGUUCGUUUCAGAAGUGAUCGGAAAACAAUAUUGGACUCUAUACCUGAAGAAAAUGAGUAACACAAAUAUAUUUAUGUGUCUUUUUUUUUUUUCUUUUUUUAUUUUCUAGCUGUUUUGAUCUUUUGGUUUCUCUUCUUCCAUGUUCUGUUAUGGUUCUUUCUUUCUGUGGAAGACAUGGUAGAUGUUGUUAAGGUUUUUUUUUUCUUUUCUUAAGGACUCUUAGAAGGAAAUGAAUAAUUAAUAAUGUAAAGGCUGACAUAUAACUUAAUAUGGAAUUGUUUAUUGUGA
Vicia villosa (hairy vetch) is the source of this 771-nucleotide messenger RNA. RefSeq lists its product as uncharacterized. The transcript has a single exon. Bases 106 to 543 code for a protein of 145 amino acids. The record is from RefSeq and is a predicted model, not a curated record. NCBI's taxonomy places the organism in Eukaryota, Viridiplantae, Streptophyta, Magnoliopsida, Fabales, Fabaceae.